This is a messenger RNA of Sorghum bicolor (sorghum), 1826 nucleotides long. RefSeq names its product golgin subfamily A member 5. The record is from RefSeq and is a predicted model, not a curated record. Lineage: Eukaryota; Viridiplantae; Streptophyta; Magnoliopsida; Poales; Poaceae. The coding region runs from base 579 to 1625 and encodes 348 amino acids. The transcript is spliced from 7 exons.
GUGCUCUGAUUCUAGCAGUAGCUCAGAACAUCAGAUCCGUUGACUGCUGUUCAUUUUCUCUUGAAAUGCUAGCACUGGGUGAGAGGAGAAGAAAUGAUUAGAGGGAAUCACAAUCACCGAAUCAUUUUUUUUUUGAGGGAAAUCAUAUCCUUGGCAGGAAUGGGCCUGGCUAACUUCCCUUAGGCCUUGUCUAAUGACAGGAUACGGCCCAGCCCAAAAUGCCGACGCAUCCCACACGAUCGCAGAUCGCUCGCUCGCUCGCUUCCAGGCCUAGCCAGGAAAGCCCGGUAGCCCAUUAGCCACCCGCAUCGCUCGCUGGACGCGCCGGCGGGCACGCACGGCAGCGCCACGCCCUCCACGCCGACGCCUGUAGUUGCUGCCGGCGACGGCGAGCCUGUGAGUCGCUGAUCUCUCGAGGGGGAACAACUAGAGCCAUCAACUCAUUUCAUACGCCUUCAUCACAUCUUGGUUGCAAUCUGCAGCGACAAUUCCUCGGCGGUGCUAGUCGAAUCCGUGCUCGCUUGCUCGUUUAAAUCCCGAGCUGCUCUCUCCCGCCUGAGGGAGGACCGGUCGUCCCCAUGGCGGGGAUCCUGGCGUGGGCGGCCGACGUGGUCGGCGGGGCAGGCGGCAGCGACGACGAGGCCGACGACGACGCGCGCGCCGCGGCGUCGGCCGCCAUGACCCCGGCCCAGCGGCUCCGCGCCGCCGACCUGGACGCGCGGGCGGCCUCGCUGCGCCGCUCCAUCCAGGACCUCCGCCUCCGGGUGCCCCCGCCGCACGUCGCGCAGCGGCUGCCCCACCUCCACGCCCACUCCCUCGCGUCCUCCGCCGCGCUCGCGCUCCAGCUCAACGCACACUCCUCCACCAAGGAGCAGACCCAGCAAAGAGAAGUAACUCUCCAAGAAGAAAAUGCAGCCUAUGAGAAAGCUAUAUCAGAGUGUAAACACAAAAUUCAGGAAAAACAGAUGGAGGCCAGUCAGCUUCAGAGUAAUCUGGAGGAAAUGGAAGUAACGGAGCAUAAUUUAAAGACACAGCUUGAAAAUGCUCUGAAGGAGCAGGAAGCUGCUCAACAUAAAGCAUCAACAGCAGCCUCUGGAACAACUGAAAAUGCUCUACUGGAAGCUAAAUCAGCAAUCAAUCUUAAAUCUAAAGAUUUGGAGGAGAAGAAAAGGGAGCUGGAACUAUUGGAUAACAAGGUGCAAGCAUUAGACAAAGAGUGGUCUGUGGUUGAAGAAGAAUCUUUAAAGAAACCCACUCCUGCACAAAGAGAGAAGGUCCUGGAGAGACAACUACAUAGCCUCAUCGAGCAGUUGACAUCUAAGCAAGCUCAAGCUGAAAUCCUGGCCACUGAUGUGCAUUCCAAAGAAAAGGAGCUGGAACGGCUGAAUCAUCUGCAUAGAAACCUCUACAGCAGUGCCAAUGAAACUGGCGCACCCCGGAGCCGCCUCAACAGAGGCCUUUUGAGCGGCCCUGAAGAUUAUUAUUACGACCCUAAAGGGGGUCGUAGAUCGUACCAGACUGGCGUUAGAACAGAAGGCCAGAACCGGCUGAUGAUCCUUAGGUCCGCAAUUGUACUGUAUGUUUUGCUGCUCCAUGUCGUCGUUUUCAUAAAGAUAUCAGUUUGAGAUUAUAUAUAUAUAAAAAGAUAUCAGUUUGAAAGCAGUUUGUACGCACUUCAUAAGUUCAUAUUCAUAGGAAAACAGAAACUUGGUUUUGUGUACCAAUCAUGCAAACGUUUCUGUGUAAAUAACUUGUGAGUAUGUGACCCCAUUGAUGGAUUUAUAGGAGAAUAUAUGAAAUAUACCUGCUGCCAUAUUUUGGUACUA